AUGAUAUUCGCCCACCGUUACGGUUUCAUCGCUCUGCUGUUGGCUGGGGUGGCCUCGGCAAGGUCAACCGAGACAAAGGCCAACGCUAUUGAUGAGCAGAGUGGUAGAUCCUCGAAUGGCAUAUUCGGAGAGUUGCGGUAUGUUUAUCAAAUGUACAAGGAUUGCUCGGGUGCUGAGCUGAGCUCAUGCCUCAAGUUGCGACUUUUGACGGCUAUGGAUCGGGUCUCGAGGAGCGCACAGUUGAAUAUUGCGGAGGGCGUCACUGUUGUCAAGGAUGAGAACACUCAGGAGAAGGAGGCAACACCAAAGACACCGCAGGAGAUCGAGGCCAAUUUGCCGAGGUCCCUUGAGGACAAGGAGGAUGCUCUCAAUACUAUGAUAUUCGACAAGUUCCUCAGAUUCUUUCAGAGUCACACGUUGAAACUCAAACUACCGAAUGUCGAGGAGUUGUCUAGGAGUCUCACGGAGGAAGCCCGAGGUAAGAAGAAGAAGGGCAUGGGCGGUCUCCUGGCGAUUCCGCUGCUGAUCGGUGGUACCUUAGUGCCUCUCGCCCUCGGCGCCCUGGCCCUUCUCGCUGGAAAGGCCCUAAUCGUCUCGAAACUCGCCCUGGUUCUCGCCUCCAUCAUUGGCCUCAAGAAACUCGUCUCCAGCCACGACCACGGACACGAGGUCGUCCAAGUCGGUGGACACGGGGGCAGUGGGUGGGCGAGGGCUGGUCAGGAGCUCGCCUACUCAGCUUACAAACCAGUUAAUGCCUCGUAA
Molecule: messenger RNA, 762 nt
Organism: Diachasma alloeum
Lineage: Eukaryota; Metazoa; Arthropoda; Insecta; Hymenoptera; Braconidae
Exons: 2
Coding region: 1-762 (253 amino acids)
Source: RefSeq, a predicted model, not a curated record